GUCCUGUUUGUCCUCUUUGUCCUGUUGGUCCUGUGUCCUCCAGCUCCCAUGGCCCAGCCUCCUCUCAGCAUGAACCCGGACAGCUUCACCUGCUCCAUCUGUCUGGAGCAGCUCUCGGACCCGGUCACCGUCCCGUGUGGACACAGCUACUGUAUGAGCUGCCUGACGAGACACUGGGACCGUCAGUCUGUGUACUGCUGUCCCCAGUGCAGAGCGUCCUUCAGUCCCAGACCCAAACUGGGACGGAACACGCUGCUGGUGGAGAUGCUGCAGAGACUCGGCUCCGUCCGGCUGAGCCCGGUCCCCUCGGCUCCUCCUCUGCACCAGAGCUUCGAUCACCCCACCUUCGAUGUGUCCUCCGUCCGUCCUGAGGGGACCGACGGAGAACGGCUUGUGGGAAACACCCGGAGACGACUCGCACAGCAGAUCCAAGACCGGGAGAAGGAGAUUCAGCAGCUGAAGCAAAGUCUGCGUUCAUUGUCCCGUCAGACCAAAGACGCGGUGAAGGACAGCAGCAGGAUCUUCUCCGAGCUGCUGGAGUUUGUGGAGCGCCGCCGCGUGGAGGUGAAGGAGCUGAUCCGAGCUCAGGAGAAGGCUGAGGCGGCUCGGGCGGAGAACCAGGUGCAGCAUCUGGAGCAGCAGGUCUCCGAGCUGAGGAGGAGAGACGCCGAGCUGGAGCGGCUGUCGACCAGUCAGGACCGACACCUGAUCUCACAGCAGAUGUGUCAGUCGGACCUCGGUCCAGAUGUUGCGGGAGCGAACCGCUCUCUGACCAUCUGUCCACUUUCCUUCGGGCCUGUGAGACGAGCCAUCUCCGAGCUAAAGGAGCAGCUGGAGAGUCUGUAUCUCAGAGAAUUCCCCAGUAUCACCUCUGCAGUGAAAUCUGUGAACCUCCUGCAGAUGCAACAGGUCAACGAAGCUGCAGAAUCUGGUAAAUGUCCAGUCGCCCUGGCUCUGAACAGCAGGAGUGAACUGCUUCAGUACUUCUGUUCUCUUUCUCUGGACCUGUUCACGGCUCACAGGAAGCUCUCCCUGUCGGGGGGGAACCGCGUGGUCAGUAGGAACGGAGAACUCCAGUCGUACCCGGACCACCCGGACCGCUUUGACAGCUGGUGCCAGGUGCUGUGCCGCGAGGGGCUGCAGGGCCGCAGCUACUGGGAGGCGGAGUGGGGGGGGAGCGAGGUGGUGCUGGGCCUCACGUACGAGAACAUUCAAAGAAAGGGAUCUUCUGACAAGUGCCGACUGGGACACAACUUCCUGUCAUGGGGUCUUUGCUGCAGCUCCUCCUCCUUCAGCUUCUGCCAUGGCACGGAGAAGAAGGCGUUGGCGCUGGCGGCUUCCAGCUCGCUGUCCCGCCGGGUCGGGGUGUUCCUGGACCACCAGGCCGGAGUGAUCUGCUUCUUCAUGGUGACGCCCGGAGGAGUGGUCCUCCUGCACAGGGUCACGACCUCGUUCGACCUGCCGCUCUACGCUGCAGUGUGGCUGGGCUCCGACUCCAGUGUCACCCUGUGCACGCUGGACUGACGCAGCACAGACAUCCAGACGCUGUGUGGGUCGGUGGAUUGAAUGUCAUUCGGUAAAAUUCACUCGAGAUACCUCAGAUGAUAAUGAAAGAAACUUAUAGUAUAGAAAGUAAAGAAUAUAUAGAAAAAUGCCAAACUAAGAUUUCUGUCCUGAAACAACAAUGUGGCAUUUUUAAUAAUUGUAAUUGUGUUAAAAAUCUAACAUAUAUACUCAUAUCGAUAUGCAGGCUUCUAUACACUACAUUUAACUUUAUUAGCCUCACUGUUUAUUGUAGUUCAGAAUAUAAACAAGCCUUUUAUUCAUUUCCACUUUAUUUUGGUGUGUUUUUUAUGUGUUUAAUUCAUCAAAUAUUGGUUGAUGAGUCCGGCUCUAGAAUAGAUGCCGUUACUUUACUGAAAACUCGUUGUAUAUAACGUAUAAGACUCAAAAUAAUCAGUGCACGAUAAGAAGAUGGAAGAAUAUAAAUAUCACAGGAGGAAUGUUCUGGACAUUUUCCUUCUAAACUUCAAACUACAUUGUAAGAGACUAAUUAAUUUUUAUGUCAUUUAACUUUUUUGAUGAAACAAACAACCCACAGUGUUUUACAGUUUGUACAUCAGGAUUCGUGCCUUAGUAGGAAGACAUUUUGAGGGUAUUUUCACCUUCAUAUUAUUGAGAUGGAAACAGACCAAAACAAAUAUCUGCUUGUUAUCGUCCAACAGGUAAAGUGAGAUGUGAUCGUUGCUUGAGUGAACUGGUCUGAAAGAACUGGUCUGAUAUGUAACCUGUGAUUUAAAAAACACUUGAGACAAGAGUUCAGUGCUCGACUUGGAUUUUAAUUAUUAUUAUUAACCGUUAACACAAAUCAGCAGAGAAACAAGGCGUGACGAAAGACGGGAACAAAACAAAAAGACAGACGGGAUUAGAUCUUGUUGAAAGCAGCGACGUCGACACUCUGGAUCUGAAACAGAACAAACAGGGAACAGGUGAGACUGGUGUCGUGGAAACAAGAUUUAAAAUGUAUAAACUUUUGUUUACGUCUCAUUUAUGCAGCAAUGUACCGACUGUGCCAGUUUAAUAGGUACACCUAACUUCAGGUUGUCUAAUACUGAUAAAUAUGAUCUUCCUGAAGGUUAUAAUGUUCAGUUUUUGUAUGAACCUGCCUGUCAAACCCAAGUGUCAAUUUCAACCAUUACAAUAAAAAGCAAGUUGACGAAGA
Messenger RNA from Limanda limanda (common dab), 2722 nucleotides. RefSeq names its product E3 ubiquitin-protein ligase TRIM65-like. The transcript has 8 exons. Gene Ontology annotation, molecular function: protein binding. Bases 49 to 1524 code for a protein of 491 amino acids. Lineage: Eukaryota; Metazoa; Chordata; Actinopteri; Pleuronectiformes; Pleuronectidae. The record is from RefSeq and is a predicted model, not a curated record.